AUGUCUUAUGAUCGGUAUUUAGCAAUAUGUAAACCACUGUACUAUGGAGCCCGUAUGAAUGGCCGAUUCUGUGUCCUGCUAGCAGCUGGGUCUUGGAUAAAUGGGUUUUUGCCUAUUACCAUAACAACUUCUUUGAUGUCACAACUGACUUUCUGUGGCCCCGGUAAGAUUGAUCACUUCUUUUGUGACUUCACCCCAGUGAUAGACCUCUCCUGCAGCGACACCCGCCUGAUAGAAUUUUUGGGUGUUGUCCUGUCGGGUGUAUGUUCACUGCCCCCAUCUCUACUGACUGUAACAUCUUACAUUUGUAUCAUCACCUCCAUCCUGAGAAUCCCUUCCACCACUGGGCAGCAAAAGGCCUUUUCCACCUGCUCCUCUCACCUCAUUGUGGUUACAACUUUCUAUGGGACCCUGAUCAUUGUUUAUCUCCUCCCCAAAACUAAGAUACUGCGAGACCUGAACAAAGUGUUCUCCAUCUUCUACACUGUCCUGACACCCCUGGUCAAUCCUCUCAUCUACAGCCUGAGGAACAAAGAGGUAAAAAAGGCCCUAAGAAAAGCAGUCAGUAAAUUUAUGGCUUUCACAAGAAUUUAG
This is a messenger RNA of Chrysemys picta bellii (western painted turtle), 594 nucleotides long. Its product is annotated as olfactory receptor 11A1-like. Gene Ontology annotation, cellular component: membrane. Gene Ontology annotation, molecular function: odorant binding; olfactory receptor activity; G protein-coupled receptor activity. The record is from RefSeq and is a predicted model, not a curated record. NCBI's taxonomy places the organism in Eukaryota, Metazoa, Chordata, Testudines, Emydidae. Gene Ontology annotation, biological process: G protein-coupled receptor signaling pathway.